Molecule: messenger RNA, 1686 nt
Organism: Lactuca virosa
Lineage: Eukaryota; Viridiplantae; Streptophyta; Magnoliopsida; Asterales; Asteraceae
Source: the annotation of a GenBank genome assembly
AAACGCCCAAAUAUAAUGGGAAUUCUAAUAAGUUUAUUAGCAAAUAUCUUCAUCAAGAAAAAGAAGCCGUUACCAAUUGAAACCAUUUUCAAAUUAGCCUCUGAGCCUGAGCCACCCAAUUUUCCUCAAGGAAAUGGCUUCGCAACCGGGACAAUCGAUUUAGGAGGAUUACAAGUGUGUCAAGUAACUUCAUUCAACAAAAUCUGGGCCACCCACGAGGGUGGACCAGAUAAUCUUGGUUCAACAUUCUAUGAACCAUCUGCAAUACCUGACAACUACCAUGUGCUUGGUCACUAUAGCCAGUGCAACAACAAGCCACUAUUUGGGUGGGUUCUAGUCGCCAAAUCCAGUGCAAAUGACCCAUCAUCACUAGCCAUGCCCAUCGAUUACUCUCUCAUUUGGAGUAGUGAGUCCCAAAAGAUAAAACGAGACAAAACCGGAUGCAUUUGGCUCCCUGUUCCUCCCAAUGGCUACAAACCCGUUGGAUAUGUCGUCACAAACUCACCGGAAAAGCCCUCAUUGGAAAAAAUCCGAUGUGUUCGAUCGGAUUUUACAGAAAUUGUUGAAUUUGAUAGAUGGAUUUGGGGGUUAACGAAUGAGAUUGAUCCCAAUGGUUUGAAUGUAUAUGGGUCAAGACCAAAAGAUAGAGGGGCCCAAGCCACGGGUGUUUCAAUAGGUUCAUUUCUAGUCCAAAAUGGUUUGGCUGAUUUGUCAUUACCCUAUUGUUUAAAAAAUAACACAAAUACCCUUUUGGCUAUGCCUACUUUUGCCCAAAUUGAGGCUUUGAUUCAAGCUUAUUCACCAAUAAUUUAUUUUCACCCCGAUGAAAAAUAUCUUCCUUCUACGGUUAAUUGGUACUUUGAAAAUGGAGCAUUGUUGUACCAAAAAGGGCUAGAAAAUAAUCCUAGCCCGAUUGAACCAGAUGGUUCGAAUCUUCCUCAAGGUGGUUCGGAUGAUGAUUCAUAUUGGCUAGACCUUCCCAUCGAUGAUUCGGCUAAAGAUAGAGUCAAGAAAGGUGGUCUAGACAAUGCUAACGCAUAUUUCCACAUAAAGCCCAUGUUUGGUGCAACAUUUACUGACAUAGCCAUAUGGGUAUUUUACCCGUUCAACGGUCCCGCAAGGGUGAAAUUGGAAUUUGUCACCAUUUCACUAGGUAAAAUAGGGCAACACGUUGGUGAUUGGGAGCAUUUGACAUUAAGGGUCAGUAAUUUCGACGGCAGUUUAAAAUAUGUCUAUUUUUCAGAACACAGUGGAGGUACACUGCUCGAUGCUUCACAAAUCGAAUUUGGAAAUGGAAAUAAACCGGUUGCAUAUGCGUCUUUAAACGGGCAUGCGUUUUACUCCAAACCGGGGCUUGUUUUACAAGGGAAGGGUGGAAAUGGAAUACGAAAUGAUACGGCUAAAGGGAAGGCGGUGAUGGACACCGGAGUUAGGGCGGCGGUGGUGGCGGCGGAGUAUUUGACCAUGGUUGAGGAACCACCAUGGUUAAAUUAUAGUAGAAAAUGGGGUCCAAAGGUAAGUUAUGAUAUAGUAAAGGAGAUAGAGAAAGUGAAGAAGGUUUUGCCAGGGAAACUAAAGGAAGUAUUUGAGAAAGCUGUAAGUGGCGUUCCAAAUGAAGUUUUAGGGGAAGAAGGUCCUUCUGGUCCUAAAAUGAAAAAUAAUUGGAAUGGAGAUGAAAAAUAUUGA